Messenger RNA from Drosophila bipectinata, 2440 nucleotides. RefSeq names its product UFM1 specific ligase 1 (gene Ufl1). NCBI's taxonomy places the organism in Eukaryota, Metazoa, Arthropoda, Insecta, Diptera, Drosophilidae. Gene Ontology annotation, cellular component: endoplasmic reticulum membrane. The record is from RefSeq and is a predicted model, not a curated record. Gene Ontology annotation, biological process: protein K69-linked ufmylation; response to endoplasmic reticulum stress; regulation of proteasomal ubiquitin-dependent protein catabolic process. Gene Ontology annotation, molecular function: UFM1 ligase activity.
GACUGCUUCGGAAGGUAACAUAAUCUUAUUCAAUAUUGACAGGUUACAUUUUGUAUAUCAUUGGCAUUGAUAACAAAAAUGGGUAGUGAUUGGGAUGAGAUCAAGCGCCUGGCGGCCGACUUUCAGAAAGCGCAGUUGACGUCAACGCUUCAAAAGCUCUCGGAACGAAACUGCGUGGAGAUUGUGACGCUUCUUUUGGAAAAAAAGCUCCUUGACGUGGUGUUCACCGUAGACGGAAAGGAAUACAUUACGCCAGACCACUUGGAGCGAGAAAUCCAGGAUGAACUCUUUGUUAACGGAGGUAGAGCCAAUUUGGUGGAGGUCAGCAAAACCCUAAAUGUGGACCUUUCUCGUGUCGUUACUUUGGCCGAGCGUAUUGCUGCCGAAAACCCGAGCAUUAAGCUCGUGCUGGGCCAGCUUAUUGACGAGGAAUACAUCACUCAUAUCGCUCAAGAGAUCAAUGAGAAACUAGCUCUAAGGGGAGAGAUCUCUAUAUCGGAGCUAGCCUCCCAAUUCGACCUGCCUUCUGAAUUCUUGCAGCAAGACGUGGUAGAGAAGCACCUGGGAAAGAUCAUUAAGGGUCGGCAGGAUGCCACCAAUCCGAGAGUGUUUUUCACGCAAGCCUAUAUUCAGCGCUGCAAGGCCAAGAUUCGAGGAGCAUUGGCGGCCAUCACCCGGCCCACGAAUGUCGCUGUAAUCCUGCAGCAGAUUGGUGUGCAGGAGAAAAUCUUCCACUCGCUGUUAGAUGAGAUUUCUCCGGCCGGUCAGGUUACAUCCAAGAUGGCCAACGCUCAGUAUGUGCCGCACGUUUAUGCCAAAACGCAAGCCGAUUGGGUAAACUCGUUCUAUAAGCAGAACAGCUUCUUGGAGUACGAUGCCAUCCAAAAACUGGGCAUAUCCGACCCCAAGACGUACAUUCGAAAGCAGUUUCCCACCGAGGAGUUCCUCUUCCUAAAGCGCGUUGCCCUCGGUGCUAGACUGGUGGAACUAACGGUGGUCACAGCCUUGAACGAGUGCAGUGCGACCAAGCAAUAUCUUGACCUUUCCAGCAUUUUGCCGUCUAACCUGUCGGAAGAGGACAUCGAGGAGGUGUUUGCUGCUAUUAUGGCCCAAAAGCAAAGCAACCCCAGCAACUUUGUGUACUUGGACAGCAUAGUAUUUUCGCAACCUUACCUCCAGCAGUUGGUUCAACCCUGCCAGGCUCUAGCAGAAACUCAAGCCAAGGCGGCCAUCGACAGUGGGGUUUACCAGCAGCAUAUCGUGGAAAAGACUUUGGCCCAGAAGGGAAACUCCUCGGCACAAGAUCUGGAGGACGAUGGCAAGGUAGAUAAGCGCGAUGAGCGAAGAAAGAAGGCUGCUUCUGGAAAAGCGGGUGGAGGAGCCCAAGGUCGAGAAACCAAGACAAAGUCCACGAAAAAGCAUGCUAGAGGAAGGGCGGCAGCAGCUCAGAACGAAAGUGACGACGACGAAGAUUUCCAGCAGAAUACAAGAGGAGGUGGUGGUGGUGGGGGUAAUAAGAAGACUGUCAAGCCAUUGGAACUUGUAAAGACAGGUGAUAUUGUGAAACUGAUUACGGCCACCCUGGAGGAAGAGGGCUUGGAACAUCUGGCCAAAUCCAUAGCAGCCUUAUACACUAGCCAGUUUAAUCAGACGGCGCUGGCACGUGCCCAGGAGUUGUUUGAGGCAACUCCACAGACCAAUCGUCGCCAGACUCAUGCUGCCAUCCAAGAUCGUAUUAACACGCUUCUUGUCGAUAUUCGUCUCUACGAAAAAGGCCUUAAACUCUUCCCUCAAGAUACGCAAACCCAACUGGUCAAGUACCUGCUUAAAUCCUUGGGAAAUGAUAUCUGCAACGAACUAUCACUGUACGUGGCCAGUGAGUGCAAUCUGACGGUCAAAAAUACCAACCUGAAUGUGGAUCAACGCAACAAGUUGGCUCAGGAGUGCGACGCCCAGUACCGCUCAGCUCUGUUGGAGCAAAACAAGGCCCUGAACAAGUCCAUCGACGAAUUCGAACUGGCUACGGAGGCUGUGCUCAAGUCCUGCAGUAUGAUUAUCAAAAAGGUGGACAAGAAAAAGGACCGUCUCUUGAUUGCGGACCACAAGAAGAAGCUGCAAGAGCAGCUGCUGGAGUGUCGUGAUCCUGCGCUGCUACUGCAUUUGGCUGCGUUGAUCCUGUUUACCACGAUCAGUGGCUGUAUCCUGCAUGCCUCCGGAAAAUUCGUCUCUGCCAUUCUGCAACACAUUCGCGGAUCUUUAAACGAGCCUCAGAAUGCUUUGCUUUUACGCUAUCAUGAUCUGGUCCUUCAAGUUCUGCAGUCAGCGGCAGACAGCAGCGAGUCCAAGAUCGCCCAUGAACAACUGCAAUCUAUGCAAACGGAAGUCAUCGACUUGGCGCAGAAUUAUAGCCGCGCAUCCGUCUCAAAGGCUGAUUAAUAAA